Messenger RNA from Metopolophium dirhodum (rose-grain aphid), 3773 nucleotides. RefSeq names its product terminal nucleotidyltransferase 5C. Gene Ontology annotation, biological process: mRNA stabilization. NCBI's taxonomy places the organism in Eukaryota, Metazoa, Arthropoda, Insecta, Hemiptera, Aphididae. Bases 384 to 1838 code for a protein of 484 amino acids. Gene Ontology annotation, molecular function: RNA binding; poly(A) RNA polymerase activity. The record is from RefSeq and is a predicted model, not a curated record. The transcript has 2 exons.
UCGCCGCCGGUGCACAGCGCAAAGCGAGUAAUCCGGACGUUUUAUUCAAACGAAAAAAAAAAUCGGCUUCAAAGAUAAAAGUUUGCCGGCUGACGACUGUGACAGUCCGACUGUCGUACUUCAUUGCGUUUAUAAUUUUCGUCAUCGUCGCGACAGACCCGCGUUCGUCCCAGAAAUAAUCGUUGUUAAUGUUUUUUAAUUAAUUAACCGUUUCCGUUUUUGUCGUUUAAUUUUUUCCAAACUAUUCGACGAUACCUUUAUACGUUUGAACCAAUUGUUUGUAACAUAAUCGCACCACAAAACUGUUGUCGUCGGCCGUCUUUGGGCAAUUUUUUUUUCGGCCCUAGACCGACGUGCGUCGUUUCCGUCAGAAAUAUAACAACAUGUGGAACGACGGUUACCACCAUCACAGUUGCAACAGAAACGGUAUCUGUUCGUUUUACAGAAGGAGGCACGUUUACAGAGACUUUCAGUCGAAAAUGAAAUCCGUUGAACAGGGCACGCCGUUACCUAUAAUGCAGAACGGACGUCUAAACGUGUCGACAGCCGACUUAAACCACGUGCGACCCGCUGCCAUGUUGUCCACAUGUGACGACCGCCAUCGUGGGUCCACCACCAACGCCGCAACCACAGGCGGCCGUGCACAACAAACCGAUCUCAGCCGCCUGGCCGUCCUGAGCUACGAACAGGUGGCCCGACUGAACGACGUGAUGGACGAGACAGUCAGCAUCCACGGCCGCGGAAAUUUCCCCACGCUUGAGGUGCGCCUCCGCGACCUAGUGGCGAUGGUGCGCGACCGGCUACGUGCCCAAGCCGCACCAGAAGACGACGAUGUUGCGUUCCCGGCUGAAAGGUCCUCGCCUCCGUCACCGGAUGCCGAUGACACGUGCUUCCAGGUGCGGAGCAUCAGACUUAACGGCGGGGCGGCCUCGCACGUGCUGACCACGGACACUCAGCCGUAUAAUGACCUGGACCUGAUAUUCAACAUCAGCCUGUCAGGGAACCGGGACUUCGACCGCGUCAAGUCGGCCGUGCUCCGAGCCCUGGUCGACUUGCUGCCGGAGGGCGUCAGCCGCAAGCGGAUGACGCCGUGCAGCAUCAAGGAGGCAUACGUGAGCAAAAUGGUCAAGGUGAACAAGGACGGCGACCGGUGGUCGCUGAUAUCGCUUGGCACGUUACCGGGUCAGCGGAACGUCGAGCUCAAGUUUGUCGAUCGGAUGAAGAGGCCGUUCGAGUUCAGCGUAGAUUCGUUCCAGAUCGUGCUCGACUCUCUGCUGCUGUUCUACGAGUGUUCCAGCGGCGUGCCGAUCAGCGAAAGCUUUUACCCGACCGUGGUCGGCGAGUCUGUGUACGGUGACUUCCGGGAUGCCAUGUACCACCUGGAGAACAAGCUGAUCGUUACCAGGAACCCGGAGGAGAUCCGGGGCGGCGGGCUGCUCAAGUACUGCAACCUGUUGUUGCGCAACUACGCACCCGACUACGAUGGUGACGGCACUAAGAAGCUGGAACGGUACAUGUGCUCCAGGUUCUUUAUCGACUUCUCCGACAUACACCAGCAGCGUGCCAAGCUGGAGAACUAUUUGAAAAAUCACUUUUGCGCGCCCCAGGAGGAAUACAUGAAGCUUCAAUACCUCAACGUGCUGAAACAGGUGGUCGAGGAGAGCACCGUGUGCCUGAUGAUACACGAGAGGCAUCAGACGCUGUCGCUGAUCGCCGAAUUGUCGUGGCGGCUGAUGGCCGGUCAAGGCAUGUACUACUAUUACCAUCCACAGCCGCAGCUGACCAUGUCCAUCGGGCACCACAGUCAGUUGCCGGCACAACUACAUUGCCCUUCAUAAGUGUGUUUGAAUUUGAUUUUUUUUUAAUAUUAUUAUUAUUUUUUUUUUUUAGAAAAAUGAUACGUUUAACAAUUUAACAACAAAAUGUUCAUAUUAUGUUAUUAUAUAUAUACAUGAUCUCUAAAAAAAAAGUCUCUCGCACUCUGCCUCGCCCCCUUCAUCCCAACAAAUUUUUUUUUGACACCCGCGUAACGGCGCCGACCCAGUGAACAAAUUUUCACGUUUGUAUAUUUUCCGUACGACUGAAUGAUUUAUCUUAAAAUGUCUGUUAAUUUAUUUAAAUUGUUGUUUAAUAUAUUAUGAUUGCGCAUUCGCGUUUUACGUACGUUUUCCGUUAAUAAAAAUGUAUUAGGCUUUAUGAGGUUGAACAAAAAAAAAAAUUUAUAUUUACUUUCGUUGCGUACUUAAUUGGCUACAAUUUUUUUUUUCGUUUUGGCAGCCAUCGUUGACUAUUGCAUAUUAUUAUCUAUAUUAUAUGAACCGAAAGAGGGCAUGCAUUCUGCAGUAUACAGAGCGGAACGGUCAACAAUUGAAACACUAAAUCUAUUGUUAUGUUUUUACUUUUUUCUAAUCCAAUAUUUAAUUUAAAAACAAAAUAAUAUUAAUAUAUAUUUAUACAUAUAUCUAUGAUUCGGAAGCCCACUAGACGGUUAAUAUUGCAUUUAUUUUAUAGCAGACCGUCUUGUAAUAUUGGAGAAACAAUCGAUCCGAAAAUCUGUCGUAAAUAUAUAUAUACCUAUGAUAUAUAGUAUUUAUAUGCUAAAAAAAAAAAACGUUUUUGGCCCGAGUUUGAGAGACUUAUUCUUAUUAUUUUCUUUUUAAUAUAUUUGUAUAUAUAAUAAAUACACACACGCGCAUUCACCAUGCGUAAUACGAUGUACAAUAACAAAAUUUAAACAGUUGUUUUACUCGAAAUUAAAAAUAUUAUAAUAUAUUAUAUCGCGCGUCCGUGAUAAUAUCUCGACCUGUGAGAUGUGCGUAUUGCGGGGAAAAAAUGUAAAAAAAUAAAAAUAAAAAAUAUAUGAUAAGAACCGGUUACCGCGCCGAAAUUUUUAAAUCGUAUUAUGAUAUAUCAUUCUUAUAUAAUAUUAUUAAUCGUCCCCCUUACAAAUAUUGUGAAUAAAAGUUAAACUUUUUUAUUAAUUUAACCCCCCCCCCCCCAUAAAAAAAAAUUAAAAUAAAAAACAAAAAAAAAUUUUAAUUAAAUUAUACAUCUUAUUUAUAACAUUGCAUUGUUUGUAAUAAACAUUCCGAUUUUUAAAACGUGUAUAUAAUUAUAAAUAUUAUAAUAUUACGUCGAGGAAACACAUUUACGAAAGAAGAUGAUCAUCGUGACGCGCGUGCGCACCAUCUCUCGCUAUAGUGUCUGUAAAUCAUACGAUUAUUAAAAAUAAUAACUUCAACGUUUUUUCGUUUAAGGGCGCGUACACUACUUGAUAAACACGGAUUAUAAUAUAAUUAUUAUAGUUUCCAUACAAUGUCACGUGUGUACCGCAAGUUGUUACAAUUUAUUUUGUAUAAAAUAAUCGUAAAAUUUAUUAUUUUUUUAUAAAGCUUCCAAUCCAAUGUUUUUUCAGUAUUAAAUUUUUUUUUUUUUUUAAAGUUAUGAAAAAUUAUUUUAAAUUUAUACACAUAACGUCUUUUUAUCGAGCAAUUCUGAAUGUCCUAGAGUUAUAAAAUGUGAUAUUAUUAUGUCAAUCUAUUAUUAUUAUUAUUAUUAAUUAUUAUUAUUAUAAUCAUCAUCAUAUAUUAUUAUAUAUAAAUAUAUAUAUUAUUCUUAUUAUAUAUUAUUGUUAUUAUAAACUUAAUGUAAUUUUCUUCUUGAAUUAUGUUGUUUUCAUCGUUUUAUCGUCUGUGACGAUAUAUCCUCGGUUGUUGUCCGUCUACCGAGAUCUGUACGUAGUACGUACUAUAUAUAUAUAUAUAUAGGUACAC